AUGAUGCCCAGAGGUUUACGGAGACUCGUGCACCUGGUGCUGUUUUGCCCUAUGUCGAAGGGGCUGCAGGUGGGACCACUACCUGAGAUUUGGCUGCGUUUUUUUACCCUAUAUGCAAUCAGAUCGUCACAAAUAAGAGUAUUCUCUCUCUAUUUACAUGUACAUCAUUUAGCAGACUCUCUUAUCCAGAGUGACUUACAAAUUGGUGCAUUCAACUUAUGAUAGCCAGUGGGACAACCACUUUUUUUCUUAUUUUUUUAUGAGGGGGGGGGGGUAGAAGGAUUACUUUAUACUAUUCCAGGUAUUCCUUAAAGAGGUAGGGUUUCAAGUGUCUCCGGAAGGUGGUCAGUGACUCCGCUCUCCUGGUGUCGUGGGGGAGCUUGUUCCACCAGUUAAAAAUGUUACUUUGUAGAUGCCCGUCUCUGAUAUGUCACUACGGACAACAGUAAAUACAGGUUCCAAUGGCUCAUUGAGUUAGAGCAUGCUGCUGGCCAAAUCAGGGUUGUGAGUUUUCUUCCCGCAAUGGCCAUGCUGUCAAUGCUGAUAGUUCUGUAUUUCGCAUUGGAUAAAAAUGUCUUCCACAAGACCAUAUUAUAUUAUUAUAAUGAUUGCUUAGAUUUGUCAGUGUCUUUCUGGCCUAAAACCCCUCUCUUCCUUAGUAUGUGUGUCUUGUUUGGGAUAAACAAGAAGACACAUUUUUGUAGGACUGUGGACUUUGGUCAAUGAAUAAUCUUCUCCUCUCCUGUGUAGAGUCGUCUCCCGGCGUUAAAGGUGAAGUACCUGCUGCUGGCCUGGCUGGGGAUCCUGGUGGCCAGCUGGGUCCUCUACAUGCAGUACGCCUCCUACUCAGAGCUCUGCCGAGGACAUGUCUGCCACAUGGUCAUCGUAAGUAUGAAACAGCAUGAACACCCUGACACCUCUCACGAAGGAAGGAGAAAGAGAGAGUGGGAGUAAGGGAUCGGAAGAAAAUAUAAAGGGACUGGGAGGAAGGGGGCAGGUGUGCUUUAGCCCACAACACCUUGAUGAAACACUAAGGUCUGACAUGGAAAUGGACAGAUGGAAAGAGUGAAUGAGAAAAAGGGGAGUCUGUAUUUUAUGUGUCAGUGGCUGCUGAGUGCAGGAUGGUUCCUCUUAUAAUACAGUUGCAAAUUGGAACCAGGAAAAAGUCAUUAACAGAAUACCUGAUAAGAGUAAUUAACACUGGAUGAGAAAUCAGUUAUGUAACAUUUACAUUUACAUUUUAGUCAUUUAGCAGACGCUCUUAUCCAGAGCGACUUACAGGAGCAAUUAGGGUUAAGUGCCUUGCUCAAGGGCACAUUUACGUCAUUUAGCAGACGCUCUUAUCCAGAGCGACUACAAAUUGGUGCAUUCACCCUAUAGCCAGUGGGAUAACCACUUUACAAUUAUACAAUUAUAUUAUUUUGGGGGGGGGGGGGUAGAAGGAUUACUUUAUCCUAUCCCAGGUGUUCCUUAAAGAGGUGGGGUUUCAAAUGUCUCCGGAAGGUGGUGAGUGACUCCGCUGUCCUGGCGUCGUGAGGGAGCUUGUUCCACCAUUGGGGUGCCAGAGCAGCGAACAGCUUUGACUGGGCUGAGCGGGAACUAUGCUUCCGCAGAGGAAGGGGAGCCAGCAGGCCAGAGGUGGAUGAACGCAAUGCCCUCGCCUGGGUGUAGGGACUGAUCAGAGCCUGAAGGUACGGAGGUGCCGUUCCCCUCACUGCUCCAUAGGCAAGCACCAUGGUCUUGUAACGGAUGCGAGCUUCAACUGGAAGCCAGUGAAGUGUGCGGAGGAGGGGGGUGACGUGAGAGAACUUGGGAAGGUUGAACACCAGACGGGCUGCGGCAUUCUGGAUGAGUUGUAGGGGUUUAAUGGCACAGGCAGGGAGCCCAGCCAACAGCGAGUUGCAGUAAUCCAGACGGGAGAUGACAAGUGCCUGGAUUAGGACCUGUGCCGCUUCCUGUGUAAGGCAGGGUCGUACUCUCCGAAUGUUGUAGAGCAUGAACCUGCAGGAUCGGGUCACCGCCUUGAUGUUGGCGGAGAACGACAGGGUGUUGUCCAGGGUCACGCCAAGGCUCUUCGCACUCUGGGAGGAGGACACAACGGAGUUGUCAACCGUGAUGGCGAGAUCAUGGAACGGGCAGUCCUUCCCCGGGAGGAAGAGCAGCUCCGUCUUGCCAGGGUUCAGCUUGAGGUGGUGAUCCGUCAUCCAUACUGAUAUGUCGGCCAGACAUGCAGAGAUGCGAUUCGCCACCUGGUUAUCAGAAGGGGGAAAGGAGAAGAUUAGUUGUGUAUCGUCAGCGUAGCAAUGAUAGGAGAGGCCAUGUGAGGAUAUGACAGAGCCAAGUGACUUGGUGUAUAGGGAGAAAAGGAGAGGGCCUAGAACUGAGCCCUGGGGGACACCAGUGGUGAGCGCACGUGGUGCGGAGACAGCUUCUCGCCACGCCACUUGGUAGGAGCGACCGGUCAGGUAGGACGCAAUCCAGGAGUGAGCCGCACCGGAGAUGCCCAGCUCGGAGAGGGUGGAGAGGAGGAUCUGAUGGUUCACUGUAUCAAAGGCAGCAGACAGGUCUAGAAGGACAAGAGCAGAGGAGAGAGAGUUAGCUUUAGCAGUGCGGAGAGCCUCCGUGACACAGAGAAGAGCAGUCUCAGUUGAAUGACCAGUCCUGAAACCUGACUGGUUUGGAUCAAGAAGGUCAUUCUGAGAGAGAUAGCAAGAGAGUUGGCUAAAGACGGCACGCUCAAUAGUUUUGGAAAGAAAAGAAAGAAGGGAUACUGGUCUGUAGUUGUUGACAUCAGUGGGAUCGAGUGUUGGUUUUUUGAGAAGGUGUGCAACUCUCGCUCUCUUGAAGACGGAAGGGACAUGGCCAGUAACAGAGUGGCUGCAUCCAAAAUGGCAUCUUAUUCCCUCAGGCUCUUUCCAAAAGUUGUGCAUGAAACAGGGAAUAGGAUGCCAUUUAAUGAUAGCCAAGCCACAGGGGAAGUGACUCUACUCUAGUUUCAUUAAGCAUUGUUCCCUGUAGCUCAAUUGGUAGAGCAUGGCGCUUGUAACGCCAGGGUAGUGGGUUCGAUCCUGACUGUAAGUCGCUUUGGAUAAAAGUGUCUGCGAAAUGGCAUAUUAUAAACAGUGAUGACAAAUAACCAAUCAUUCCCAGAACAACCACAUCAGCAUAGUUUCAUUUCCCUCGUCACAUACUUUACAUUUCAGGUUGAAUAUAAGCAGCAAGGGUGAGAUCCCUGUGAAAUAUUACAUCUAGGGGAGUGUUUGUUUCUCAGCAGUCAGCACACACAUAUUCAGAAGUAAAGGAUCGAGAGAGAGAGAGGUGAAGGGUAAAGAUUAUUGGCCAGCCUGAGGUGGUCCUGGUUUGGUGUCUUUAUCUAUGUAUGGUGUUAUUGUGAUAAAUAAGGCAGUACUAUCGUGCCCUACUCUUCCUUAUGCUGUGAGAGGGAGAGACAGGCUGUCUGUCUCAGGUCAUACAAGACAGGGAAAACAGUGUCUGGAAAGGGGAAACAUGGAUAGAGGGAAGGAAAGAGUGAGAGAAAGAGAAGGAGGGACGAAGACGAAGAGUGUGUGUGAGAGAGAGAGAGAGAGAGAGGGGGCGAGUGUAAAAGAGAGGAGUGAGAGAAGAGUGUUGUCAUUGUUGUGUGUGCCCCCCUAGGCUAAUAUGCACAUUACUGCGACAUUAAGGACGACUGGGCCUUUAAUUGUUCGGCUCGCAACCAAAGUGGGCAAAAUAAAGUUAUAUUACCAUAGCAACUGUUAUACAUUGGAGAAAGAGGUCACAGCCUUUAUUUGUCAAUGUUGUUUAGCAAGAGUGAAACUGUUAGGGUGGAUCUCUUCUUACUGUGGCGCUAGCUACUGGAGCAGUGGAGUUAGCUACAGGCUGACGUGCUGCCUGGAUGUUUCCUAAGCAAGAUAAUCUCACACCCACACACACAUGCCAAUUUAUGCGGUGACUUUACUUCUCCUUUGUGCUUCUGCAAACAGUCUUUUAGAGAUAUUUUUUUGGGGGUUGGGGUAUAUCGCUACACAGUGCCAACAAUGGUUUCCAGCUCUGGGUGGACUAAAUAUAACCGAUACAUGUGUAUGAACACAUAAGCCAUCUCACAGGGGGCAAAAAUAAGUUGACAUUGUGUGGAAACUGGAAAAUCCUCACCAUUGACAUCUACAGUAUUUAAAAAGCUAUGGUUUGCGUGCGGGUGGGUAUCUCCACCUGGGAUUUUGGGCCAUAGUACAUAUGAGGGAGAGAUGGUCAUGGCUAGAAGGGAUAAAGCAUUUGUCAAAUUGUCCCCCAAUUUUUUGUGUGCAUUUUAGCUAACCCUAACCCAUUUCCUAACUUUUACCUAAUUCACCUAACCUGCUACGUAAGUUAUCCUAACCUGCUAGAUUGUAGGAUCCUUGGAUCCUCUUCCUGUUGAUAAUGUGAUGAUGCAUUUCCUGUUUCCUGUCUGUCUGUCUCAGUGUGACCACUACAGGAGAGGCAUUAUCUCAGGGUCGUCCUGCAAGGCCCUGUGUGAGGAGAGGAGCCUGACCCUGCAGCGAUGCAAGUCCACCUCCUCCACACACCAAGUAGGUAACACAUACACACACACACCAGUGGAGGCUCAUAAUAAUGGCUGGAAUGGAGUUUAAUGGAUGGAAUGGAGUCAAACCCAUGAAAACCAUGUUUUUGAUACCAUUCCAAUACUCCAUUCCAGACAUUAUUAUGAGCUGUUUUCCACUCAGCAGCCUCCAUUGUCACACACACAUCAGGUAAUAGGAAUGCACACACACUCUAUCUCUAUGUAAUGUGUAUUUACCUGUGGUUCCAGAUGUACAGUGGUCUGUGGAAGGACAGGCCUGUGGUGAUAAAGUGUGGUCUGGAAGAGCCUCUGAAGGGGGACGGGGCUCCUGACUCUGUACUGAGACAGGAAAUGACCCUGUUUGACAAGCCCACCCGCGGGACCUCCAUGGAUGAGUUCAGAGAGAUGUUGCACAGCUUUCUCAAGGUCUGGCUGCCCAUUUCACUUCCUCUCUGUCCUCACAGUUAGAUUAGAUCUUUCCACAAUAUACAUGUUGGUUGUUUAGCAACAAAACCUUGGCUUGCGCAACUAUGGGGCAAAACAGACGGGGUUGGCUUAGAUAGAAGCUAUAUUUCGUGACCAAUGUUUAUUGAAAACUUAAAUAGAUUUGUACAAUGAGUACUUGUCUUUCAAAUAAAUCGUUACAGUUGUUGGUGAGCUAGCUAGCGAAUUUGAACCAUAUUAGCAUUGACAUGAAAUCAGUCAAAACACCUCAAAACAAGACAUGGUAUCAAUAACAAGAUGAAACGAGCAAUUUACGAUUCCCCACAUGGCAGUUUCUUGUCAUUUUUGCUAGCAAUCUGGCCAUCCAGAAUCACAACAACAGGCUGACAUCUGCCCCAUGGAAGCGCGCACAAAAUGUAUGCACUCACUAACUGUAAGUCGCUCUGGAUAAGAGAGUCUGCUAAAUGACUAAAAAUGUAAAAAGAAAUGUAUGGAACGCCGUUUGUGUCUCUGCGUGUCAAAAAAGAUACACGUCAGAUAACAAUAUUUGAUGUGUCAAAUAAGCUUGUUGACCAAUCAGGACCUGAAUAUGACUGCACGUCACAUAACAAUUUAACACAUUCAAACAAAUUUUACGUAGUUAUUACACUAUCACUCGUAUUUCAUAUGUCACAACGACUCAUCGAUACGUAUUCUAUGACGCUGGUAAAGUUUUGUCUCGCGCACCUGCCCUUCCCGAGCUUUGGACAGUGCUGGUCAUAAAAAAAGCUAGCUAACGUUAGCUGAUGGAUGCAAACAAUGUUCUUCCCCAAAAACAUAGCAAAACGACAUAAUCUGUUUCAGUAGCUAUAGUUAGCUAGCUAACUAUCUAGCUAGGUGUCAAUAUAACUUUUCUUAUUUGAUUAAUGGUGGUUGGGACCCACCUAUGUGAAGCUAGCCACAAUAAGGAUUAGCCACAAUAGUGGAAUUUGCAGUUAGCCUUCAAAAUAAAAGUAUGUCAUUGACAUUUAAGUCAUUUAGCAGACGCUCUUAUCCAGAGCGACUUAUAGUUAAGUGAGUGCAUACAUUUUCAUACUGACCCCCUGUGGGAAUCAAACCCACAACCCUGGCGUUGCAAACGCCAUGCUCUACCAACUGAGCUACAUCCCUGCCGGCCAUGCCCUCCCCUACCCUGGAUUGUGCUAAUUGUGCGCCGCCCCAUGGGUCUCCCGGUCGCGGCCGGCUACGACAGAGUCUGGAUUCGAACCAGGAUCUCUAGUGGCACAGCUAGCACUGCGAUGCAGUGCCUUAGACCACUGCGCCACUCGGGAGACUUACUCACAUCGACGGUGAUGCGAAUGAAUACAAAUAGUGGAAUUAUGCCAUGGAUCAUGCUAAACGAUGUUGGAUUGUUGCAAUUUAACACAACCCCUCUGAGAGAGAGAGAGAGAGAGAGAGAGACUGACUGACUGACUGACUGACUGACUGACUGACAGACAGACACUCUCUCUCUCUCUCUCUUGAAGGCCGGUGCCAAAUACACUGCUCCAAAAAAUAAAGGGAACACUUAAACAACACAUCCUAGAUCUCAAUGAAUGAACUAAUCUUAUUAAGUAAUUUUUUCUUUACAUAGUUUAAUGUGCUGACAACAAAAUCACACAAAAAUUAUCAAUGGAAAUCAAAUGUAUCAACCCAUGGAGGUCUGGAUUUGGAGUCACCCUCAAAAUUAAAGUGGAAAACCACACUACAGGCUGAUCCAACUUUGAUGUAAUGUCCUUAAAACAAGUCAGAAUAAGGCUCAGUAGUGUGUGUGGCCUCCACGUGCCUGUAUGACCUCCCUACAACGCCUGGGCAUGCUCCUGAUGAGGUGGCGGAUGGUCUCCUGAGGGAUCUCCUCCCAGACCUGGACUAAAGCAUCCGCCAACUCCUGGACAGUCUGUGGUGCAACGUGGCGUUGGUGGAUGGAGCGAGACAUGAUGUCCCAGAUGUGCUCAAUUGGAUUCAGGUCGGGGGAACGGGCGGUCCAUAGCAUCAAUGCCUUACUCUUGCAGGAACUGCUGACACACUCCGGCCACAUGAGGUCUAGCAUUGUCUUGCAUUAGGAGGAACCCAGGGCCAACCGCACCAGCAUAUGGUCUCACAAGGGGUCUGAGGAUCUCAUCUCGGUACCUAAUGGCAGUCAGGCUACCUCUGGCGAUCACAUGGAGGGCUGUGCGGCCCCCCAAAGAAAUGCCAUCCCACACCAUGACUGACCCACCGCCAAACCGGUCAUGCUGGAGGAUGUUGCAGGCAGCAGAACGUUCUCCACGGCGUCUCCAGACUCUGUCACGUCUGUCACAUGUGCUCAGUGUGAACCUGCUUUCAUCUGUGAAGAGCACAGGGCGCCAGUGGCGAAUUUGCCAAUCUUGGUGUUCUCUGGCAAAUGCCAAACGUCCUGCACGGUGUUGGGCUGUAAGCACAACCCCCACCUGUGGAUGUCGGGCCCUCAUACCACCCUCAUGGAGUCUGUUUCUGACCGUUUGAGCAGACACAUGCACAUUUGUGGCCUGCUGGAGGUCAUUUUGCAGGGCUCUGGCAGUGCUCCUCUUGCUCCUCCUUGCACAAAGGCGGAGGUAGCGGUCCUGCUGCUGGGUUGUUGCCCUCCUACGGCCUCCUCCACGUCUCCUGAUGUACUGGCCUGUCUCCUGGUAGCGCCUCCAUGCUCUGGACACUACGCUGACAGACACAGCAAACCUUCUUGCCACAGCUCGCAUUGAUGUGCCAUCCUGGAUGAGCUGCACUACCUGAGCCACUUGUGUGGGUUGUAGACUCCGUCUCAUGCUACCACUAGAGUGAAAGCACCGCCAGCAUUCAAAAGUGACCAAAACAUCAGCCAGGAAGCAUAGGAACUGAGAAGUGGUUUGUGGUCACCACCUGCAGAACCACUUCUGUAUUGGGGGUGUCUUGCUAAUUGCCUAUAAUUUCCACCUGUUGUCUAUUCCAUUUGCACAACAGCAUGUGACAUUUAUUGUCAAUCAGUGUUGCUUCCUAAGUGGACAGUUUGAUUUCACAGAAGUGUGAUUGACUUGGAGUUACAUUGUGUUGUUUAAGUGUUCCCUUUAUUUUUUUGAGCAGUGUAUAACCCAACACGUCAUUGUCAGUACAAUGGCUCCACUCUCAGCCUAAUAGAGACAGGCUGAGAGUGGGGAAGGGAAUCAUAUUAGUGUCGCUCCCUGACAAUUAUCUAAUGGAAGUUGUAUGGAAGAAAUCUAGCACAUUUCAAUCAUGCCACACAGUCUUGUUUUUAUUACAGUGUGUACGACUAACUGAACUGAACUGUUGAAUUGUUUUUGUUUGUCUAUUUGUGUUCUUUAAAUAGCAUUCAGUGGCCAGCUUAUUAGGUACACCAAGUUUCACCAUCCAAUGGUUUCACGAAAAUGGUUUGCCCCUACAGACCGUAGCUAUGUUUCCAUUAACUUGUCCAGUGAUUUUUUUGUCAACAUGUAGAACAUUUGAAUAGAAAAUAAAUGUGACAAUUGCCUGCUAGGUUGCGUUUCCAUUUAACUAUCUUCUGUCGAUAAAAACAGCUGGAUGUAAUGACGUCACACCUAAACAAAACAAAAACCUAGUGUCGAAUAAAAAUGUAGUGGUUGAAGUGUUACCAUUACCAAUUUAGGCAAAUUGCGCUUUAGUAAAUUGGCGACAGUUGUAUGCUCUCCCACCUAUCUGUUUCAUGUCUCAGGUAGCCUGCGAAAGCCAGCAUGCAAUAAUUGACUAAUAUUUGCAACAUUCUAAUAAUUCUCAUGUGCCUAACGUAUCGCCACGGAUCGGCUGCCAAGGCUAGUCCGUGCCAUGGUGAAACGUGCACUCCUGUAGAGUUGAAAUAAUUGGAUGGUGAAACUUGCCAGCCAACCAGAAAAGCAAGGUGAAGCAAUUCAGGCAUUCUUGAAAGUCAGGACAAUCUUUGUCCUGCAAAGAAACAUUAUUUUUAUAGUUGAAAAAAAUAGUUUUGCAAGCAGUAGGCAUUUAGAAUUAAUUAUGGAGUGGAGCUUAUAGUGAAGUGAUGACAUAACGUGCCCCGCGUACCUUCAAAAGUAUUCGGCAAGCAUCAUUUAUUAGAGAAACAGUUUCCAUCAUCAUUUGUCGCUAUAAAGAAAGUUAGACAAAAUAAAAAUCCACCCGUCGAACGGAUAAAAAUGUUGUCGAUCUUUAAAAAAAAAUCAUCCUAUAUCUGCCGUUUCCAUUAUUAAUUUUUUUUGCGUCAUUGCUUUUGUCGAAUAAACCUGGGUCAAUGGAAACUACCUAUUGAGUCACGUGGCCGUGGCUUGCUAUAUAAACCAGGCAGACGGGCAUCCAUUCAAAUUAGUGGAUUUGGCUAUUUCAGCCACACCCGUUGCUGACAGGUGUAUAAAAUCAAGCACAUUUCCAUAGACAAACACUGGCAGUAGAUUGGCCUUACUGACGAGCUCAGUGACUUUCAACGUGGCACCGUCAUAGGAUGCCACCUUUCCAACAAGUCAGUUCGUCAAAUUUCUGCCCAGCUAGAGCUGCCCCGGUCAACUGUAAGUGCUAUUUUUUGUGAAGUGGAAACAUCUAGGAGCAACAAUGGCUCAACUGCGAAAUGGUAGGCCACACAAGCUCACAGAACGGAACCGCCGAGUGCUGAAACGCGUAGCUCGUAAAAAUCGUCUGUCCUCGGUUGCAACACUCACUACCGAGUUCCAAACUGCCUCUGGAAGCAACAUCAGCACAAUAACUAUUCGUCAGGAGUUUCCAUGGCCGAGCAGCCGCACACAAGCCUAAGAUCGCCCUGCAUAAUGCCAAGUGUUGGCUGGAGUGGUGUAAAGCUCACCACCAUUGGGCUCUGGAGCAGUGGAAACGCAUUCUCUGGAGUGAUGAAUCACGCUUCACCAUCUGGCAGUCCGAUGGACGAAUCUGGGUUUGGCGGAAGCCAGGAGAACGCUACCCGCCCCAAUGCAUAGUGCCAACAGUAAUGUUUGGUGGAGGAGGAAACAUUUUCUGGGGCUGUUUUUCAUUGGUUCGGGCUAGGCCCCUUAGUUCCAGUGAAGGGAAAUCUUAACGCAAAACCAUACAAUUACAUUCUAGACGAUUCUGUGCUUCCAACUUUGUGGCAACAGUUUGGGGAAGGCCCUUUCCUGUUUCAGCAUGACAAUGCCCCCGUGCACAAAGCGAGGCACAUACAGAAAUGGUUUGUUGAGAUGGGUGUGGAAGAACUUGACUGGCCUGCACAGAGCCCUGACCUCAACCCCAUCUAACACAUUUGGAAUGAAUUGGAAAGCCAACUGUGAGCCAGGCCUAAUUACCCAACAUCAGUGCCCCGACCUCACUAAUGCUCAUGUGGCUGAAUGGAAGCAAGUCCCCAUAGCAAAUGUUCCAACAUCUAGUGGAAAGCCUUCCCAGAAGAGUGGAGGCUGUUAUAGCAGCAAAGGGGGGAAUAUUUAAUGCCCAUGAUUUUGGAAUGAGAUGAACCAAAAUUGUGUAUAAACUAUUAUACCAGAGAUUUUGCAAUGAUUCCUAUGUCGAAGAUGUGAAAAAUAUUUGUUGGUCUGAUGUGUCUAAUGAGGAACAUCCGUACGCUGCACUUGAAGCAUUUAUGAAACCGCUUCUUCCGGUUACUGAUAGUUUCUUGAUGGGUGCAUGCCUGACUGUUAGAACUGCCAAAUCCCCAUGGAUAAAUGAUGAAUUUAAAAACUGUAUGGCUGAGAGGAAUGAGGCAAAGGGAAUAGCAAAUAGGUCUGACAACACAGCAGACUGGCAAACAUACAGUCAAUUGAGAAAUCACGGAACUAAACAAAAAGAAGAAGAAACUAUACUAUGGAACAAAGAUAAAUUAUAUAAAGAAUGAUAGUAAAAAUCUCUGGAGUACUGUAAAUGAAAUUCUAGGCAAAAAAGCGAACUCAGCUCCAUCCUUCAUUGAGGCAGAUGGCUUGUUCAUAACAAAACCCUUUGAUAUUGCCAACCACUUUAAUAACUUUUUUGUUGACAAGAUUAGCAAACUCAGGCAUGACAUGCAAACAACACAUGCUGAGCCUUAAUAUUCAUGCAUAAUGGACCAUAUAAUGAAAGACAAGCACUGUCGUAUAAUGAAAGACAAGCACUACGAAACCCCUACCUGUCCCAGACCUGCUGUUUUCAACUCUAAAUGAUCGGCUAUGAAAAGCCAACUGAGAGACCUGAGCCCUAGGACCAUACGUCGGGACUACCGGCCGUGGUGACUCCUUGCUAUCCCCAGUCCGCCUGGCCUUGCUGCUAUUCCAGUUUAAACUGUUCUGCCUGCGGUUAUGGAACCCCUACCUGUCCCAGACCUGCUGUUUUAAACUCUAAUGAUCGGCUAUGAAAAGCCAACUGAGAUUUAUUCCUGAUUAUUAUUUGACCAUGCUUGUCACUUAUGAACAUUUUUGAACAUCUUGGCAUGGUUCUGUUAUAAUCUCCACCCGGCACAGCCAGAAGAGGACUGGCCACCCCUCAUAGCCUGGUUCCUCUCUAGGUUUCUUCCUAGGUUUUGCCUUUCUAGGGAGUUUUUCCUAGCCACCGUGCUUCUACACCUGCAUUACUAGCUGUUUGGGGUUUUAGGCUGGGUUUCUGUACAGCACUUCGAGAUAUUAGCUGAUGUAAGAAGGGCUAUAUAAAAUAAAAUUGAUUGAUUGAUUGUCGUUUUGAGUUCCACCAAGGUAAAUUGCUGAGGUUGGUAGCAGAAUACAUUGUGACUCCUGUUUGCCACAUCUUCAAUUUAAGCCUAGAAGGUGUGUGCCCUCAGACAUGGAGGGAGGCAAAGGUCAAUCCGCUACCCAAGAAUAGCAGAGCACCCUUUAAUGGUUCAAACAGCCGACCUAUCAGCCUGUUACAAGUGCUUAGCAAACUGGAAAAAAUUGUGUUUUAUCAAAUACAAUGUUAUUUUACAUUAAACAAAUUAACAACAGACUUUCAGCGUGCUUAUAGGGAAGGGCACUCAACAUACUCGGCACUGACACAAAUGACUGAUGAUUGGCUGAAAGAAAUUGAUAGUAAGAUUGUGGGAGCUGUUUUGUUAGACUUCAGUGCAGCUUUUGACACUCAUUGAUCAUAACCUAUUGCUGAAAAAACGUAUGUUUUAUGGAUUUGCAUCCUCUGCUUAUUAUGGAUUGAGAGUUACCUAUCUAAUAGAACACAGAGGGUUUCCUAGCAGCCUGCUAGGGCCAUUAUUGUUUUUUGUUUUUACAAAUGACCUUCCACUGACCUUGAAUAAAGCCUGUGUGUCUAUGUACGCUGAUGACUCAACAGUAUACACGUCGGCUGCAACAGUAACAUAGAGUUCCAGUCAGUUUUAGAAUGGGUAACUAGCAAAAGGCCGGUGCUAAAUUUCUCAAACUAAAAAGCAUAAUCUUUGGGACAAAUCACUCGUGCAACGCUAAACCUCAUUUAGAUCUAUUAUUGAAUAAUGUGGCUAUUGAGCAUGUUGAGGAGACUAACCUGCUGGGUGUAACCCUAGAUAGCAAGCUGUCAUGGUCAAAACAUAUAGAGUAAAUGGUUGCUAAAAUGGGAAGAGGUCUGUCCAUGAUAGGGCGUUGCUCUGCCUUCUUCACAUCUCUGUCGACCUACAGUCCCUAGUUUUUUCGCACCAGGACUACUGCCCAGUUGUGUGGUCAUGUGCGGCAAAUAAAUAUUUGUAUAUAUCUUGUAUUGUAAUUUGCACUGUACUAUGGAUGAGACCUAUAUAUUGUGUGUAUGUACUGAUAUGUAGGCUGUGUGCCGUUUUACAUUUACAGUGCAUUCGGAAAGUAUUCAGACCCCUUCCAUUUUUCCACAUUUUGUUACAUUAGCCUUAUUCUAAAAUGGAUUUAAUUUAAAAAAUGUCCUGAUCAAUCUACACACAAUACCCCAUAAUGACAAAGCGAAAACAGGUUUUUAAACAUUUUGCAAAUGUAUUAAAAAUAGAAACACACUUAUUUACGUAAGUAUUCAGACCCUUUGCUAUGAGACUCGAAAUUGAGCUCAGGUGCAUCCUGUUUCCAUUGAUCAUCCUUGAGAUGUUUCUACAACUUGAUUGGAGUCCACCUGUGGUAAAUUCAACUGAUUGGACAUGAUUUGGAAAGGCACACACCUGUCUAUAUAAGGUCCCACAGUUGACAGUGCAUGUCAGAGCAAAAAUCAAGCCAUGAGCUUGAAGGAAUUGUCCGUAGAACUCCGAGACAGGAUUGUGUCGAGGCAGAGAUCAGGGGUACCAAAAAGAUUUGGCAGCAUUGAAGGUCCCCAAGAACACAGUGGCCUCCAUCAUUCUUAAAUGGAACAAGUUUGGAACCACCGAGAUUCUUCCUAGAGCUGGCCGGCCGGCCAAACUGAGCAAUCUGGGGAGAAGGGCCUUGGUCAGGGAGGUGACCAAGAACCCGAUGGUCACUCUGACAGAGCUCCAGAGUUCCUCUGUGGAGAUGGGAGAACCUUCCAGAAGGACAACCAUCUGUGCAGCACCACCAAUCAGGCCUUUAUGGUAGAGUGGCCAGACGGAAGCCACUCCUCAGUAAAAGGCACGACAGCCCGCUUGGAGUUUGCCGAAAGUCUCCUAAAGGACUCUCAGACCAUGAGAAACAAGAUUCUCUGGUCUGAUUAAAUCAAGAUUGAACUCUUUGGCCUGAAUGCCAAGCAUCACUUCUGGAGGAAACCUAGCACCAUCCUUACGGUGAAGCAUGGUGGUGGCAGCAUCAUGCUGUGGGGAUGUUUUGCAGCAGCAGGGACUGAGAGACUAGUCAGUAUCGAGGGAAAUAUGAACGGAGCAAAAUACAGAGAGAUCCUUGAUGAAUAACUGCUCUAGAGCGCUCAGGACCUCAGACUGGGGCAAAGGCUCACCUUCCAACAGGACAACGACCCUAAGCACACAGCCAAGACAAUGCAGGAGUGGCUUCGGGACAAGUCUCUGAAUGUCCUUGAGUUGCCCAGCCAGAGCCCGGAUUUGAACCCGAUCUAACAUCUCUGGAGAGAUUUGAAAAUAGCUGUGCAGCGACGCUCCCCAUCCAACCUGACAGAGCUUGAGAGGAUCUGCAGAGAAGAAUUGGAGAAACUCCCCAAAUACAGGUGUGCCAAGCUUGUAGCGUCAUACCCAAGAAGACUUGAGGCUGUAAUCGCUGCCAAAGGUGCUUCAACAAAGUACUGAGUAAAUGGUCUGAAUACUUACAGUAUGUAAAUGUGAUAUUUGGGGGGGGGGGGGGGGGGGGGGUUUAAAUAUAAAUUGUGUGUAGCUUGAUGAGAAGAAAAAAAGUUUAUUCAAUUUUAGAAUAAGGCUGUAACGUAACAAAAUUUGGAAAACGUCAAGGGGUUUGAAUACUUUCCGAAUGCACUGUAUUUCAGUCCUUGACUAAUAAUGUUCUGUACUAUGUAUUAUGUAAUGUUUCAUAUGGACCCCAGGAAGAGUAGCUGAUACUUCUGCAGUGGCUAAUGGGGAUCCUAAUAAAUACCGAAUACCAACGUAUCUGUGACCGACAGAUGCAUAUCUGUAUUUCCAGUCAUGUGAAAUCCAUAGAUUUUUUUUCAAUUGUCUGAUAUCUGUAUAUGAAUUGAAACUCAGUAAAAUCUUUGAAAUUGUUGCAUGUUGCAUUUAUAUUUCAACUUUUCUUCUAGUCUUAGCUUGCUGAUAUUUACUCCUGGUUGCUUAGUGGACAAAAACUGUAACAUUAGCUUGCAAAGUUUGAACAUCGCGGUCACCUGUACAUAUCAGUUCCUCACUUCAUCAUCUUCUCUCUGUCCUCCCUGCAGUCUAACCUGGGAGAGCAGCCUUCUCUCACCACCUUGGUGGGCCGUGUGAUCAUCCUGGCCGAUGUCAACAAGGAUGGCAAGGUGUCCCUGGCGGAAGCCAAGUCUGUGUGGGCUCUCCUCCAGAUCAACGAGUUCCUUCUGAUGGUAGCCCUGCAGGAGAAGGAGCAUACCCCCAAACUGCUGGGCUUCUGCGGGGACCUGUACGUGACUGAGCACGUGGGCCACAGGUGAGGACCACUUUGGAAAUGAGGGUUUUAAUUAAAGAACGACUGUACUGGCUGAUAUUAAUUGGUUUUGUCCUCGUAAUUUUCAAGAAAUGCCACUGCAAACAAGACUAUACUCUGGGCAUAAAUGCACAUCUUGUUGGUGUAUGUAUUAUUUUUUACCUAGAAAUAACAUUCCAUUCAAUCUACAGCUCCCUCUACAGACUGGAGGUGCCCAGCUACCUGCAGGCAUUAGUCCCGGAGGCCCUGAGCUCCAGCCUGAACCAGUGGUUGGCCCCGGCGUGGCCCCGGAGGGCCCGCAUCACCAUCGGCCUGCUGGAGUUCGUAGAGGAGGUAAAGAUAAGAUUAUGGGAAGAGCCAUAGAGAUAGAUGACUCAACUUUGUACAUGUGCCAUUAUAGCGCCUGUGACAGCAUGGGCAACGCCAUUGAGGCCAUCUCCAUUUUAAAGUAGUCAAUUUUCUUCACGAUUGGCUGAUCCCUCCUGAUGACCUGGUUGAACAUGACUCCAACAGGGUCACUAGGAGGGAUCAGCCAAUGAAGUUGGAAGUCCCACCCAGUUGAGUACUUUAAAAUGGUGGAAGCCCUCAAUGGCGCUGCCCAUGCUAAUAUGACCUUUUGGCCACUAGAGGCCUCUAUCAUUCUCUGAUUAUCCCCAUUAGGACAUUUUGGUUGCGGCUCUGUGAAUACAUAACACAUAUCAAGCAUAGACAAAGGACAGACAAUUACAGAAUAAAUACAAUCAUAGGGAAUAGAAAAAGUGUAGUUGAUGUCUGAUUCAUAAUGAUCUGUACACUAAACAUCUGUACCCCAUCAACUACAAAAACAGGUGUUCCACGGGGCCUACGGCAGCUUCCUGAUGUGUGACGCCAGCCCGCGCCACGUGGGGUACAACUUCAAGUAUGACUGCAAGAUGGCAGACCUGCGCAGCGUGGCAUCCGAGAUGGCGGUCCGCGGGUUCCUGCGGGGGCGUCGCUGCGAGACCAACGCUGACUGCACCUUCGGGCGUGACUGCACUGCCACCUGCGAUCGGUUGGUGAAGCAGUGUAACACAGAGGUGGUCCAGCCCAACCUGGCCAAGGUGUGUGUGCUGCUACAGGACUAUCUGCUGUCCGGGGCACCCCAGGACCUCCGCAUAGACCUGGAGAAGCAGCUCCGUACCUGUGUGACGCUCAGCGGCCUGGCCAGCCAAAUGGAGGUGCACCACUCGCUGGUCCUCAACAACCUCAAGACCCUGCUAUGGAAGACCAUCUCCAACACACAGUACUCCUGA
This is a messenger RNA of Coregonus sp. 'balchen', 16199 nucleotides long. The record is from the annotation of a GenBank genome assembly. Lineage: Eukaryota; Metazoa; Chordata; Actinopteri; Salmoniformes; Salmonidae.